UGACUGUGGUUGUGGUUGUUCCUGACUACAAUCAGAUACUUCUCCUAUGAUAAAGGUUUGAUUGUAGUUGUCAAAAUUAACAAGAUUGUGUCCCUUAGAUCCGGAUAUUACAUCAUCAGUUGUGGCUGUGGUUGGGGUUAUUCCUGACUACAACAAGGUAUUUCUCCUCUGAUAAAGGUGCGACUGUAGUGGUCAAAAUUAACAAGAAAUGAGACAAAAGAAGCUUCGGAGCAGAACGAUCUUCGAGCUUACAUCAAAGUAGACGGAUGGUGCCACUGAUCAACAACAAUGCACGUGCUAAUGAACAAUUUAACAGUAUCCUGGUCAUAUAUACAGAAGCUGAUAGAAAGUUUUACAAAGAUGUCCUCCAGACGACGCUAGAAGAACGAGGCAUAAAAUGUCGCACUCUAGAGGACGACGGCCUGCCAUCGAACACAAUAUUUACCAAUUUCGAAUCCCUGUUGGCCGAAAAUAACAAACUUUUGUUUAUAUUGUCAAAUUCAUUUAAACAGGAUAAGAUUGUGUUACAUUUAGCAGUAAUGGCCGCAGCGAAAUCUCCCUUAGAAAACACAGUAUGUGUUAUCCGGGGUGAAGAGAUCCGAUUUGAAGGAGACAUCAAUUAUCUGCAAUCGGCACCUUCCGUAAUGGUAGAGGCAGAAGACUGGAAAACGGAGUUGGCAUCAGCGUUACAUUACACCACUCCACCUUUCUGUCAUUAUAUAGGCACAACAUAUGAGACACGUGGGCUGACUCUCCGUGAUAUGCGAAUUGAUCUUUACGGUCUGGCUGUGGAAAUUAACAACAGGUGCCUUCGUAUCGACGUUAAGGAGUUUGAACAAUAUUUUUCAUCCCACAAAAACUGUGAAACUACCAGGAUAUUCGGAGAAUAUAUGCCACUUUAUACUGACAAAACGUCUGUUAGUCUCUAUUAUAGACAGAACCUAAAUGAUAUGGAUAAUUAUGAUGAAUUUGUCGACAUUUUAUCUCGCCUUUGUGGAGAUGUUUUCAACAUUUCAGCCGCACGAAAAGAAAAAAUAAUGACAACUUUAGGGACAACGCUAGAGGGCCCGAUCAGAGAUCUGGAAUGUAUCAGACGUAUAUGGCUGAGAGUUUUCUACAAAGACAUGAAACAGAAAGAAUCCAGUGUUGAAAUGAAACAUCCAUCCUUUCAAAACAGAGACAAGCGUGUCCAGACGUUCCCGAAGUCGUGGUCAGAAAGUGGUUUGCCGAAAGCUGAAGACAUGGCAGAGGCCGGGUUGUUCUUUGCGGCUCCUCCACAUGUAGCGACCUGUUUCAUGUGCGGAUACACAAUGUUCAACUGGCGGGACGAUGAUGUCCCAUGGGAGGCUCAUGCUGCCAUCAACAAGGAAUGCCCUUACAUAAACGACGUCAAAAGGGCGGAAGAAAUAGAGCGUGCCUUAGAAUCCUACACUGAAGGCGAAUUCGUUGUAAAUGAAAGGUACAAGUCAGUUGAAGCUAGGAAAGGGACAUUCGCAACAUUCAAUUUAGACAACCUGACAAAAUAUAGAAAGGAGUCUGAAAACCCAUUUGCCGACAGAGAAGAGCUGAUUGAAAAAGUAUCGGAAGCAGGAUUUUACUUUGCCGGAAGUGACGACUUAUUCAGCUGUUACGCUUGUGGUUUGAUGCUAUCGUGUAUAUCGAAAAAAAUCAUGGCGACACAUGCCAAAUUCUCGCCAGAGUGUCCACAUGUAUUGUCGACUAAGGGAAGAGGUUACGUCGAGGAUGUUUCUGCCAAUAAUGAUGAUCCCUCCAUAGUGACAUUCUCUCUGAGGAAGUUUGAUGACAACAUGAUAACCAACCGAGACAUAGUGAUGAGUACAGCUGUGAGAUCUAGAAAUGCUGGCCCGUCGAAUCGCUUUCAACGUUAUGAUGAUGUCCUGAAGGCGAAGUGUGAGGACAUACCUUUUUCCUGCUUCUUCAUUUUCUUCGCAUUAUUAUUAUUAUUAUCUUCUUUUUUUUGUAAAAUCUGAAACGUCAUUUUCAGCGUGAAGGUUCCCAAGAAGACAGCCUAAGAGCUUGCCUGAAAUACCGAUAUUAACAAUUGAAUGAUAUUUAUAAUUGAAAGAUCUUUACAAUGGAAUGAUAUUUACGAUCUACAAAUCGACGAGACAUAUAGCGUAUAGCAAAUUUUCCUUUAUUUACAACUCGAAGGAGUUCGUAAAAUAUUUUAAAAGUGGUGAAGAAAUUUGAUUUCUGUAGUGGUUGAUACUUUCCCGUUUGUUAGAGGGUUAAGGAAUAUUUGAGUUUAGUGCGGCAACUAGAUUUAUACCGUUAACGAAUACAUUACGUACUGUGUAUAUGUAAAAUUAUAGUGUUAUUGCGGGAAUUCAAGAAUUGAAGUAAGGGAAAUCAAAAAUCAAUUUGCUUACAGACCUGUAUAAUAGAGAAAAAGACACAAGAACCUGAUAUUUGAAUAUUUAGGAAGAUUUUGGGUGUCGGGUCAAUUCAUAAAAAAAACAUUGAAAUUCUUAUAUCUCGAUUCAGAUCGACUACUCGUAACAUCGUAGACGACGUGUGCAUAGUUACAGAAAAAAUGACAGCUAUACUUUCUUUAGAUUAAAAAACUGAUGAAUUAUGAUUUUUUAGCCUGGAGCUGUUGAUAAAAAUAUAUUAAGAUAUACAAGCCGUGGGUUAAUCCUUCAUCUUAUAUUAAUGCUGUAGACACCACAGACCACAUAGUACAACACAGACUAGUCUGUUUUUUUACAUUAAAUAUAUCGAUAAUUCCGGAAUUAUGGAAUAUGGUGAUAUAUCCAUCAUAUUCUAAUUGAUGCAUUUGAUUUGUUUGAAACUUUUUUUUUUUUUUUUUAUUGUCUCCGUUACGAUAAUUAAUACAUUUUGUGACUAUCGGGUAGUUCGUAGUGUCUAUAAACUGUAGAGUAAUAUCUAUCCACAUAAGUCAAUUGUCACGUAUUAUCUCUUAAACUAGGAAAUUGGUUUCUGAAUAAUUGUGUAAAAAUGUAAGCCCAUAUGUAGCUAAUGAUAUUAAUUUGAUGACUAAUUGAUUGUCAUCUUGAACAUGGUUACUUGAUUGAAAAACAGGUAAAUACUCAUUUAGAUAAUCACCAGUAUUUAGAAUUUUUAUGUGACGUGUUUUCAGAUUACAUGUUAUUCAUGGUAAUCUAUCAAAUGGAUAUUAUAAAACAGUGUGUUUUCGCAUAUAUUAUAGCCAAGCACUUUACUGUGAGAUACAUUUCACAAAAAAUGGACAUGUUUUAAGUUAGAUGUUAGAUGUUAUCCUACGAAUAUAAGAAAUAGUCUAUUUAUUAUGUCCUUGUUGAAGUCAAUUGUACUUUGUGUGACAGGGACAAACAGUGUAGUCUAAGCACAUACACAUGCAUUUAUGAAUGACUGUCGAGUUAUCUCCCCUCUCCCGUCGUAUGUUUAUGUUAUUGUUCUUUGUUUUACACUUAUGACCUUUUAAAUGUAAGAGACAAUUAAAUAGCAAAUCUGGUGAGGGAUAAGUUGAUUAAGCGUUGGCACACACGAAUCAUGGCUAGGCAUGAGACUCGAACUGACAUGUAAUUUGUUAAGGUGUUUUAUUUUGGAAAAACAUGCGAAAAAUGCAUGUUUCAGGAGAACAUAAUUCGAUUAUGUGGAUAAUAUAUAUUGCAAAACAUAGCUUGCCGUUGUGCGCACAAGUGUCUAGAGCACAUAAUUAAAGAGAUAUUUGUUUGACCGGAUUAGACUUCAAGAAAGCAGAAAAAAAGAAACAAAAAAGAUUAUCUUUUGACCUUGAAAUGUAAAUUAAGGUUGAGAAUAAUAUCGCAUAGAUAUGGCAUAUAUAAACAGUAUAGCAAAUUACAUGUCAACAGCAAGGCCCAUGGUUAGCCAGGAUAGAUAGUUACAAUUUAUCAAGUUACUUCGGUUAAAUUGUAUCAGAGUAGUGAUUUUAUAGGCUUGUGGAAAUGUCACUGGAUUUGCUAUUUAAAUGACUUGUUAUUAUAAAGAUAUUUCCAUUUCCAUUGUGUGUUCGUGAUAUAACCUUACUUAACGAAAACAUCGUUUACAUGUUUGCAAACAUCAAAUUCGACGCGUAGAAAAAUAUUGCAUACAAGCCAGACCGGUCCACACAUGCGCAAUUAAUAUGAAUACGCAAGUAUUAUAUUAGUUUCUGUUUUGACUUUUUUCCAAUAAAAUAUUAGAAGAAUAUCGUAGAAUUGAUAAGAAUAUAACGAUGACAAAAUAAAAUGUUCGAAAUAUCUUACAGGAACUGAUUAAAAAACAUGUUACUGUGGAACUA
Molecule: messenger RNA, 4264 nt
Organism: Pecten maximus
Lineage: Eukaryota; Metazoa; Mollusca; Bivalvia; Pectinida; Pectinidae
Exons: 3
Coding region: 267-1991 (574 amino acids)
Biological process (GO): signal transduction
Cellular component (GO): nucleus; cytoplasm
Source: RefSeq, a predicted model, not a curated record